UAUGUGACGUAUAACCCAAAUGAAUGUUGACAACACAGACUUGAUGCAACCCUUGGAUUUAUUGAUGAUAAAAUGAAAGCCAAUUUUAAACGAUGUGCCAUUACUUUGUGUGUAGUGCUGUACACCAUGUUUGAUUUGCUUCGAUGUCAGAAUUCCAGCAAAACAACCACUCCCAGCGUCCCUGCUCCUGCCGGUUGUGGAAGUUCCCUCACAGGAAGCGGUGGUGUUCUAUUGUCCCCAAACUAUCCAGUCAAUUAUCCUCCAAAUCUUGAUUGCACAUGGGAAAUUACUGUUGAUGAAAACAAAUUCAUUUUGCUUCAGUUUGAAGACAUAGAUAUUGAAAAUGACAGUGGAUGCAGCUAUGAUAAGUUACUUGUACAGGAGAAGAGCGACGGGUCAAAAUUUAAGACCACUGGAAAGUUCUGUGGCUCAAAGGUCCCAAAGCCUUUUCAGACAAACUCCAAUCUCGCCAAAAUACUUUUUACAUCAGAUGACAGCGAGAAUGGGCGAGGGUUCAAUUUGACAUGGAAAGCGAUUUCAAAGGAAAAGGACUGCGGCAAAGAAGAUUUCAAUUCAACAAGCGGAUACGUGACGAGUCCGAAGUUUCCACAUCCAUACAGUAACAACCUAAACUGCAGCUAUGGUAUUCAUGCUGCACCAGGGUACCAAGUGUCUUUAAGAAUUUCUGAAAUGGACAUCGAAUACGAUGCUGGCUGUCAAUACGACGUACUUGAGAUCUACGAUAUAACACGGACUGGAAAAUCCCUAAUAGGUCGUUUCUGUGGCAAUAAACCUCCAAAAAGCGAUCUACUUUUUCAUGGCAAGCAAGUCUUAAUAAAGUUUAAGACAGAUGACUCUACUAAUGGAAAAGGUUUUAACAUAACAUGGACAUCCAACGAAAUAUCUCGCGAAAAAGGUAACCAAACAUGUGGUCGAAAAUACCACACAACUACCAGAAUAGUCGGAGGGACAAUCGCAAGUGCCGGAAAAUUCCCAUGGCAAGCAGGGUUUUUCUGGCGAACUGGAAUUGCAAUUGGAAAGUUCUUCUGCGGUGGAGCCCUGAUCGAUUCUCAGUGGGUUUUGACUGCUGCGCACUGUUUUGUGAACGGGAAGGUAGCAUCUCUGUACAAAGUUCGCCUUGGUGACCAUAACAUCAAGAUACAAGACGGAUACGAACAAGAAAUCAACAUAUCCAAAAUAAUAAUUCAUCCAAAAUACAACAUGACAACUUAUGACAAUGACAUAGCGCUGGUACAGCUUGAGCGCAAAGCAGUGAUCAAUGAGUUUGUAAAUACACUUUGUUUACCAAAUCAAGCCCCCUCCGCUGGUACGAGAUGUCUUGUAGCUGGAUGGGGGGCGACUGUGGAGCAUGGCAGGGCUUCAGACUUACUGAUGGAGGCUGAAGUUCCAAUAAUAAACACGGAAAUUUGCAGCCAUCGAGAUGUCUAUGGAUCGAAAAUAACAAACAAUAUGAUAUGCGCUGGGUUCCCCCAAGGGGGCAUUGAUACAUGCCAAGGUGACUCUGGGGGUCCGUUACAUUGCAGAAGUGCAAAUGAUAACAAUCGUUGGGAAGUGCAAGGAAUUGCGAGCUGGGGAAGAGGGUGCGGCCGACAGAUGAGAUAUGGGGUGUACACAAAGAUGGCAAAUUACGUCAACUGGGUAUCUUGUCUUCUUGAAAACGAAAAGCCGUCUGCAGUCACUUUGUCGAGUGAGGAGAAUGGAAGAAAUUGUCUGUCAAACUUAACGAAUCCCAUUAAUGCAAGCUCUAGCGUUACCUACAACAAUAACAGAUAUAGUUUAAAACCAGCCAGCCAAGAAUCUAUUUUGACAGACCCUUACACCCAUAUGCAAGUUUCAAAAGCUGAGCCGUACAUUUCAGUAACCGCACUCAAAACAUCAAUGUUUUCAGCCUUGAGGCUUGCGGGAACGACGGUAACGAAAUUCUAUAGCUUAGUCACAAACAGUGCGCUAGAUUCCAACAGCAAUUAUCCUUCCACACUCGAGGCAUCAGCUUUGACACUUUUUACGUCCUGGGAAAACAACCAUGGAGCUGCUACGGCUACUACACAUAGUUACAAAGUAUCUGAGAUAAGACCGUCAUAUGUAUUAAGAAAAUCACUCAAAACAAACGAUUUCAAUACAGAAUCGCUUGACCAAACUCGCACGUCGACUCAACUUAUACCUGAUCAUCAAAGUAGUUGGUCUAAUACCUUGCUAACUGGCACAAGCUUUUUUGCUGAGAGCAAAUCGAAUGCCCCAAAAUCAAAUAUGUCCUCAAAUGGACAUGCGACGCACGCGUAUUCUACCAACAUGGCCGCUAAAAGUGGGGGAGUGAUACACUCGCCAUCUUUGCCUGUAGCUGCUGUGUCAUCCUUGAAAGUUAGCUUGCUAACAGUGGGUUCUGGAUCAACUUCUCCCAUUUUAAAUCCAGCUAAUAUGAGCAACUGGAGCUCAGUUUUGCCAAGAAAACCAUUUAUCAAUGAAACCUUCGCCCCUGAUUCGACACAUGCUGAGGAAGGGAGGACGACGUUGUCCUUAUUACCACCACCAGAUACAAGAAGCUCUGGGUGCAUUCAUAGCCCUUCGGUUCUCGUUAUAACAAUAUCCUUGUUAGCCUGGCAGAGCACAUAACAGCAAUUAUUUUCAGAUAUAUCCAAAGGCAAACUUAUUUACUCCGUAACGUCCUGAGAUGAAGUGCAAAUAUUUUGAAGAAAUGAUUCCACUAGGGAGGUUUCCUCAACAGUUUAUUGGCAACUGG
Messenger RNA from Rhopilema esculentum, 2758 nucleotides. RefSeq names its product mannan-binding lectin serine protease 1. Gene Ontology annotation, molecular function: serine-type endopeptidase activity. The record is from RefSeq and is a predicted model, not a curated record. Gene Ontology annotation, biological process: proteolysis. NCBI's taxonomy places the organism in Eukaryota, Metazoa, Cnidaria, Scyphozoa, Rhizostomeae, Rhizostomatidae.